This is a messenger RNA of Colletotrichum destructivum, 4115 nucleotides long. Its product is annotated as Putative major facilitator superfamily, MFS transporter superfamily. The coding region runs from base 223 to 1743 and encodes 506 amino acids. Gene Ontology annotation, cellular component: membrane. Gene Ontology annotation, molecular function: transmembrane transporter activity. Gene Ontology annotation, biological process: transmembrane transport. The record is from RefSeq and is a predicted model, not a curated record. The transcript is spliced from 7 exons. NCBI's taxonomy places the organism in Eukaryota, Fungi, Ascomycota, Sordariomycetes, Glomerellales, Glomerellaceae.
UCUUUUUUCCAUUCGACAUCUGGGCAGAUCGCAACGAGAUCACUCACCUCCAUUCUCAACCUUUUUUGUACUUCUGCGUUCCCGCAGCGGCAACCUGUGCGUGCCUCGUCGAUCACCGGGCAGAAGGGACGGAAUAGCAUCCAGCGUUCUUGAGCCUCUCUCCUUGGAAUACUGUAUCACCGAGACCCGGUGGUAAUAUCGUCUCGAGAGACCACCUUGACCAUGUCCACGGACGAUAAGCACCCCAAGGACGUCGUGAGCUCGGCCUCGUCCGACUCGCACGCGCCAUCAAGCAACAACAACGUCGACGCCGCGUGGAAGUUCCUCAACUCCCACCGCGAUGCCGGCGACGGCACGGCCUCGGUCGACAUGGGCGCGCUCCGCCGCAAGAUCGACUGGCGCAUCGUGCCGCUCAUGUUCCUUUGCUACACCAUGCAGUUCCUGGACAAGGUCAUCCUCAACUACGCUGCCGUCAUGGGUCUGUCAAAGGACUUGAAGCUCGUCGGCAACCAGUUCUCCAACAUUGCCACCUUUCUCUUCGUCGGUCUCCUCUGCUUCGAGAUCCCCAACAUCUACUUCCUCCAGAUGGUCCCCGCGGCCAAGUGGCUCGGCCUCAACGUCGUCCUCUGGGGCACCGCGACGGCGUGCGGCGCCGCGGCGCACAACUACCAGACGCUCCUCGUCUCGCGCGUCUUCCUCGGCAUUUUCGAGGCCACCAUCGGCCCCUCGCUGAUGCUCAUCAGCUCGCAGUGGUACACAAAGUCCGAGCAGGCCCCGCGCUUCUCCUUCUGGUACCUCGGCCUCGGCCUCGGCCAGAUCCUCGGCGGCGCCAUCUCGUACGGCUUCCAGCACGUCCCGCCCCACGCCGCCCUCGACGGCUGGCGCAUCAUGUUCAUCGUCCUCGGCUGCGUCACGGUCGCCAUCGGCCUCGCCACCCUGCUCUUCGUGCCCGACACGCCCAUGAAGGCCACCUGGUUGUCCGACACGGAGAAGGUCGCCCUGCUGCGGCACGUCAGCGUCAACCAGACGGGCAUCGAGAGCCGCAAGUUCCGCCCGAGGCAGAUCCUCGAGGCCCUGAUGGACCCCCAGAUGUAUCUGAUAACCCUGGCCGUCGUUCUCACUUCUGUGUCCAGUGGCGUCAUCACGACAUACUCGGCCACCCUGAUCCGCAACCUCGGCUACGACCCGAAGCGCGCCGCGCUGAUGAACAUGCCCUCGGGCAUCGUCAGCAUCUUCUUCACCCUCCUCGUCGGCUACGGCAUCCGCCACAAGUCCAACCGGUGGGCGUGGAUCGUUGUCUGCAUCAUCCCGGCCAUCAUAGGCGGAGCCCUCAUGUCUUUCCUCCCCGUCAGCAACCGCUCCGGCUGCCUGGCGGGCAUCUACCUCGUCAACGCCAUCGUCGCGCCCUUGCCCGUCUUCUACGCCUGGACCGCGGCCAACUUUGGCGGCGCGACAAAGCGCGCUUUCGCCGCGGCCAUCGUCUCGGGAUCCUUCUCCAUCGGCAACAUCAUCGGCCCGCAGACCUUCCAGGCCCGGGACGCGCCCCAGUACCGUCCGGCCAAGAUCGCCGUCAUGGGCACCCAGGCCGGCUGCGCCCUCGUCACCCUCGCGCUGUACGCCUACUACCGCCUCGAGAACAAGCGGCGCGGCGCCGUCGCCCAGUCCGAGGACGCGUACCUGGCGCCCGAGGUCUGGCAGUCCAUGACGGACAAGGAGAACAAGUCGUUCCGCUACACGUACUAAUGGGUAAGGGGGGUAAGGGGGACGUGCCGAUGGCGUGAUUCGGCAGAACAAACGAAAGAAAGUAAUUAUACCCACAAGUUGGCUACUUACCUACUUGACCUAGACCUAUUCGUAGGAAGAGUUUGCUGUACACUUUGAAGAAUCUGUUGCCGGCCAAUGACACCGGGGCUUUAUUGAUGACGAUAUCUCAUAUCAGUAACCCCCCUCCUUUUUAGUUUUAUCUUUUUUACCUUUUUUUUAAAAAAAAAAAGAUUUUCCAGUUGCGAGCUUCCCUUUCGCGUAGUCCUCCUUCUGUCAGACACCAUGCCCACGAGCUCCACUCUUCAAAAAAAGCUUUCGACUGGCUCUAAGCUCUGUUGUCAGUAGCGUUUGAUAACGUGGGGAAAUGUUGCAAACGGGAUGGGAGGAUGAAUGGAUGGGAAACUGGGCGGGCGUCAGUCUGAAGGUUGGCCUGAGUCUGAGCUGAUGCCUGAAUGUAAAUCUGACUUUGAUUCUGAUUCUGAUUCUGAGCCUGAGUCUAAGUCCGGAUCCGAGUCUGACUCUCUGACAUCAGAGGACUGGGUCACUAUCCAACGCGUUGCUGUUGGGCCCGUCAUCAGGGUCGAAUAUCUCGUCUUCUCAGGAACCUCGUCACCGAUGCAGAGAGGAGGGAGAGGGUACCGCGUAACUAGACCAAUCGAGACAUGAAACCUGCGAAAAACCAAAACUCUAACCGGCGGAAAUUAUAUUCCACGGUUUCUCUUUGUACAAGCGUCCAAAGCGGUGCAGGAAGUGCGUCUACUGUAAAGAACAAAGGUGUGCCGCACCAUCUCCGAAGUAAAUCCCGAAGUGGGUUUCGCGAUUUAAAUUUUCCUAUUUUUUUUUUUCGUUCUUUUUUUUUUUUUUUAAAUUUUCCCCGACGACUUUAAAUUUACGCUAUUAUAUGGCUGCCUAAACCACGCAGAUACUCUAGAUACUAUCCGUGCGAACAAGGAUAGUAUCAUGGCAGUUGUAACUUGUCGGAUAUUGGGCGACAUGCUAAUACCAGCGGCUUGGGAACGGAGACAACCCAAAUUUUUUAUCAACGGUCAAUUCUGGCGCACAUAAUAUCAGCAAUGCGUCAUUUCACGGGGGUGACCUUGAUGAUUGCUCCCCCCCCUACAACGGCACAGGCUGAAAGUCUGCCUAGGUUCUACUCUUCACCAGCCUCUUCAAACCUUUCCCCAGCUUUGGUUAAACGCCCUGCAUUCGGGGAGAUUGCUGGGAUUCUGCAAGCAAUUGGAGACCUAUACGCGUAUUUCAGUGGCCAAUUCUAAGCGCUACUCAGUAGUUCCCUGCCCUGCAUUGACUACGAUAUACUCCGCUAGACUACCCACUCCAAUGGCUCAGCAAAGCGGCCUGACAAAUUGCCCAAUAUUGAAGUACCUAAUGCGUUAAGGUGGUGUCUACUGUGGUUGCAGGCAAACGUUCUUGCCCAUGGAUUGGGUAGCCUGUGGAGGUGCAGCCACAAUCAACUCGGCAUGAGUCCGUACGCAAUUCGCGCUACAGAAGGCGCCAGUUCGAUCUGACAAGGGCAGUGCUAGUCAGCCCAAGAGCCUGCGAUAUACCUGACCGGCGGGCUAGGCUUAGCGCGUAUACUCAUAGUACGCAGUAGUUCCUCAAGCCAAACUGCUCUUGUCCUUGCUCCAGCAGAUGAGGUUCCCGCAAAGCAAACACGUCCAAGUCGUAACCCGUUCAGUGAUUGGCCCUCUCGAGGGCAGGUCGCAGGGGCGGGGCCCCGUUCAUCCUGGCGCGCCCAAGGUGGGAACGGUUUAGGUUUCCCGGUUUCGAAGUCCGAUCUACGACGAACUCAAAAUGGACGAGGCGUCCAAGCCCUACACUUGAAGAUAGGGCCGAUAGUUCGUCGAUCAUGGGGAUGGGAUCACGAGGACAGGAUGCGAACGAAUCACGAAUCGCGAUAUCCAGAACUCUAUGCGUCGCUUAGGCGCCAGCCGUGGCUCUCGUCCCGAAUCAACUUCGGAUAGAGCACUGGCGACGGGAAAGGCCCAACAACUGACGGCUUGGUUCAAACCAUUUCUGCCGAAGAAUUUCCAUGCACAGGGCAUUCCGUAGGAACCAUCGUCUUCCCCUCCCCCCUUCGAUGCGCCCAACGAGCCGGGCUAUCUGCAUCGCAAUUGGUACGGACGGCGUGGAUCUUGCGAUCCUCGUCCUACUCGACCACAGCGAAUACUUGUUGUUAUCAUGUCUCUAUCCGGUGCGUGGUAGGUUUCGGUACGCUUGGGAGGGGGGGGUGAUUGAAUGGGUAAUAAGGAACCACCAUAGGUAGACGAACCGGCAGUGCCUGACCGAAUACUUUCUCGUCGGCUUGCUUUGAGUUCUACGCAGCACGAUUU